GUUGAGCUGUCAUAAUCUCUCUCUCUCUCUCUCUCUUAAUUUACUUCAGUAGUUGCUGGUUCUGCUUCUUACUUACUCAACUCUCUAGAGAGAGAGAAAAAAAAUAUUAUAAGAUUGAGAGAUCUAGAUCUGCUGCUGCUUGUUUCUCUCUCUAAAAAAAAAAAUACUGCACUGCUACUUCAAUGGCGUCCAAGCUAGUAAUCAUCAUCGUCUUCAUCCUCGAUAUCAUUGCUUUUGGUUUGGCUGUUGCCGCCGAGCAGAGAAGAAACACUGGCACGCCGAAGAGAGAUGGCGAUGCGUACUAUACUUACUGUGUUUAUCACUCCGACAUUGCGACUGGAUUUGGUGUCGGUGCAUUUCUAUUCCUCAUGCUCAGUCAAUUAAUUGUAAUGAUCGCAAGUCGAUGCUUCUGCUGCGGGCCCCCGCUAAAGCCCGGAGGCUCCAGGGCUUGUGCUGUUCUUCUUUUCAUUCUGUGCUGGGUGACGUUUUUCAUCGCUGAGGUUUGCUUGUUGGCUGGUUCGGUGAGAAACGCUUAUCACACAAAGUACAGGACAGAAUUCUUCAAUGAUCCGCCUUCUUGCGAGACUGUGAGGAAGGGAGUUUUCGGAGCUGGAGCAGCUUUCGUUUUAUUCAGUAGCAUUAUUUCCAAUCUUUACUACGCGAGUUAUUUGAAAUCGAGGGGUGGUGUCAGCUCUUAUGGAGGAGAAACGGGAGUUGGAAUGGCGGCUUAUAAGUGAGUCUCGUUCGAUAAAAAAAAAUAUGGAUUUUAUUGCUUCUUUCUUUUACUUAAUCUUGCUGUAGGAUUCUGGUUUUUAGCUAUAUGAGCAGUGGUUAUGUAAUUUCUCACAAUUUAACUUAGUUUGAUUUUGUUUGUUUUACUUCUCUGUUUUAUUGCAGAACACUUGUUUUAUGUGAUAUGGUAUGUAAACUUUCUUGUAUAGAAGAAAAUGAUCAUAUGAUUUUGUCGAA
This is a messenger RNA of Erythranthe guttata (spotted monkey flower), 969 nucleotides long. RefSeq lists its product as uncharacterized. The record is from RefSeq and is a predicted model, not a curated record. NCBI's taxonomy places the organism in Eukaryota, Viridiplantae, Streptophyta, Magnoliopsida, Lamiales, Phrymaceae.